AUGUGUUUUUGUCAACCCUGUAUAUUAAUUUGUGGUACAAGAGAAUUCCAAGGUAGACCCAUAAAUAUAGAAGGCUAUCCCGAACCACCAAAUAAAAUAAUAUGCCCCUAUUGUUCAAAUGAAGGACCAGCAGUCUAUAAAACAGAUGAUAAUUAUUUUUCAUUUUGUUUUAUUCCAUGUUGUUUGAUAGGAAAAUCAGAACCAUUUUUGGUAUGUUCAAGAUGUUCAUUUAAACUCGGUACAAACGAAUAUAACGAGUGUCGAUGUGGAACAUCUGUUUUCAAAGAUCAGAAGUAUUGUCAAAAUUGUGGUACAAAUAAUGUCCAUGCUAAUUUAAGAACUUAA
Messenger RNA from Hepatospora eriocheir, 345 nucleotides. The record is from the annotation of a GenBank genome assembly. Lineage: Eukaryota; Fungi; Microsporidia; Hepatosporidae.